CUUAAUGUCAUUACCUUCUUGUCUGAAAGAUUCAAGGUGUAUCAUUCAUAUAGAUCUAGAUUGCUUCUUUUGUCAAGUGGAGGAAGUACGUUUAGGAUUGGAUUCAAGUAAACCUGUUGCUGUUCAACAAUGGUCUAGUCUUAUUGCAGUCAAUUAUGCUGCUCGUGCCUAUGGAGUAACAAGACAUUCCUCAGUGGAUGAUGCCAAAAAAUUAUGUCCAGAAAUCACCUUAGUUCAUGUAGCAACAUAUGCACCAAAUGAAUCGGUAGCUCGAUAUCAUGACAAUCCAUCACGUGCAACACAUAAAGUUAAUUUGGAUGCCUAUCGCGAUGCCGGCAAUAAAAUUCUUCAAAUCUUUGGUCAACAUUGUUCAUUAUUACAAAAAGUGGGAUCGGACGAAGCGUUUUUGGAUAUGACUGAGGCUGCCAAUGAACGAUUAUGCAAACAGUAUAUUCCAACUCAUCCUGUGUUGAUGGAACGUUGUAUUACGGAUGGUGAAUCUACAGUGAUAUUGGAUGAUCAUCGAAUAGAUUGGACAAAUCUUGGUAAUCUUGUCCCUAGUACAGAUGAAUUGAAACGCAAGGAAUCAAGUAAUAAUGAUGAUAAUGAUGAUGAUGAUCCUACUUCUUGGUUUGAUAUUCAAUUAGCUAUGGGUGCUGAAAUUGCCGCCGAAAUUCGGAAACAAGUUUGGGAUGAAUUACAUUAUACGUGUUCGGCUGGUAUAGCACAUAACAAAGUAUUAGCAAAAUUGGGUUCAAGUAUGAAUAAACCAAACAAACAAACAAUUGUUCGACAACAUGUAGCGCUUUCAUUCAUACAAGAUAUUCCAUUCAAUAAAAUCAGAAAUCUAGGGGGUAAGUUUGGCCAGGCAGUGGAAGAAGAAUACAAUGUACAAAAAGCAAGUGAUUUGUGGCCAAUCUCUCUCAAGGAAUUACAAGAUAAAUUUGGCGAAUCUUCAGGACAAUGGCUUUACAAUAUUGUAAGAGGUAUCGAUCAUGAAGAAGUUAUUUUACUCAAGGCACCAAAAUCACUCAUGGCAUCCAAAAUCAUGACUCCACCAUUGACCAAUGAAAAGGAAUUGCGUCCAUGGUACUCGGUAUUAUCUGGUGAAUUACAUAAUAGGAUCAUGAAAAAUUGGGAAGAACAUCAAACUUGGCCAAAAACAUUAUCUAUAUCCCAUAGAACUCGAGGCGUCUUACAAACGAAAUCAACAUCCAUGAUAAAUAGAAAUGACUCUGAUACCCAUGAAAAAUUACAACAAAUCGUUACUCAAAUGUUUACAACUAUGUUGGAUGAUAUCUUCCCAUGUAGCUCAAUAUCACUUCAGGCUACAGGAUUGACGACAGAUGUAACAGCGACAAAUUAUACCAUUCAUCAGUUUUUCAAAACCUCCAAAGAAAAAGAUGAUAUCAUCUCAACAUCAACACAAAUCAUCAAUACUUGGACGUGUGACCGAUGCCAUCAAAGGAUCUCCUUGGAACAAGUGGAUGAACAUACAGAUUAUCAUUUCGCGUUGGAUCUGGAAAAGGAAGAACAGUCAUCAAGGGUAUCACAAAAAAGUACGACGAAACAAGUUCGUGGUAAUGGUGAAAAAAGGAAAGAUCGGCAAGAUAGCAUGAAAAGGUUAGACAAGAAACCUAAACGAUUGUUUUUUACUCCAUGA
Molecule: messenger RNA, 1663 nt
Organism: Halteromyces radiatus
Lineage: Eukaryota; Fungi; Mucoromycota; Mucoromycetes; Mucorales; Cunninghamellaceae
Exons: 10
Coding region: 5-1663 (552 amino acids)
Biological process (GO): error-prone translesion synthesis; response to radiation
Cellular component (GO): nucleus; replication fork; site of double-strand break
Molecular function (GO): damaged DNA binding; DNA-directed DNA polymerase activity
Source: RefSeq, a predicted model, not a curated record